AUGGAUCACGCUCCCGCCGAUCAAGAGCACAUCGCCAAUGCCACGCUCGGCCAGGGCGCCGGCUAUGGUGUCGUGCUGGGCCUGGGAGGUGCCUUUGCCAUUGGCAUGAUCGCCACAACCUUCAUCCUGAAGAGGUACAACAGGGAACUUCAGACAUCUGAAAUGUUCAACACAGCUGGCCGUACUGUCAAGUCCGGUCUCGUCGCCGCUGCCGUCGUCUCUUCGUGGACUUGGGCCGCUACCCUUCUUCAGUCCACCGGUGUUUGUUAUCGCUAUGGUGUCUCGGGUCCCUUUUGGUAUGCCUCGGGCGCUACUGUCCAGAUCAUUCUCUUCGCUACUCUCGCCAUCGAACUCAAACGCCGCGCCCCCAACGCACACACCUAUCUCGAGGUCAUCAAGGCCCGAUACGGAACUGUGGCACACUUGGUAUUCAUGGUCUUUGGCGUGAUAACCAACAUUUUGGUCUCGCUCAUGCUGAUUGUCGGUGGCUCAGCCACCCUCAACGCCUUGACCGGGAUGCACACCAUUGCUGCCAUUUACCUCCUGCCACUCGGUGUCAUUGCCUACACCAUGGUUGGUGGGUUGAAGGCUACCAUCUUGACUGAUUGGGCACACACCUUCAUCUUGCUGCUCAUCAUCAUCAUCUUUGCCCUGACAGCCUAUGCCUCUCACGACUUGCUGGGCUCUCCCAGCGCUGUCUACGACCUGCUUGUCGAGGCUGCCACCCGUCACCCGGUUGACGGCAACAAGGAGGGCAGCUACUUGACCAUGCAGUCCAGGGAGGGCGCCAUCUUCUUCGUCAUCAACAUUGUUGGCAACUUCGGCACCGUCUUCCUUGACAACGGCUACUAUAACAAGGCUAUUGCUGCCUCGCCCGUGCACGCACUUCCCGGCUACAUCAUUGGCGGUAUCUGCUGGUUCGCUAUUCCCUGGCUCACUGCCACCACCAUGGGUCUCGCCGGUCUUGCCCUCGAGAACAACCCUCGCUUCCCCACCUAUCCUGACCGCAUGCUCGACUCCGAUGUGAGCGCCGGCCUAGUCCUCCCCUACGCCGCGGUUGCCCUUCUCGGCAAGGGCGGUGCCAUGGCUACUCUGCUCAUCGUCUUCAUGGCUGUCACCAGCGCCUUUUCCAGUCAGCUGAUUGCCGUGAGCACCAUCUGCACCUACGAUCUGUACCGCGCCUACUUCAAGCCCGAGGCCAGCGGCAAGAGACUGAUCUACAUGAGUCAUUGCGUCGUCGUUGGCUAUGGUUUGUUCAUCUCCACUUUUUCGGUUGGUUUGUGGUAUGCCGGCAUCUCCAUGGGUUAUCUCUAUGUCAUGAUGGGAGUCAUCAUCUCGUCAGCCGUCCUGCCCGCAACACUGGCCCUGCUCUGGUCUGGCCAGAACAAGUGGGCUGCCGCCGGCGCUCCCGUCCUCGGCCUUGCCACCUCGCUCACUGCCUGGCUCGUCACCUCCAAGAAGCAGUGCGGCGAGCUCACAGUCCAGUGCACUGGCUCCAACAUCCCCAUGUUGGCUGGCAAUGUCGCCGCUCUGCUUUCCCCCGUCGUCUUCAUCGCCAUUCUCACCGCCAUCUUUGGCGUUGACAAGUACGACUGGAAGUCCAUGUUGGAGAUCCGCAGGGGUGAUGAUCACGAUCUCGCCCAAGAGGCUGGUGUCGACCUUGAGGAUGUUAACGGCGGCCACGAGGAGACCCAGGCCGAGUUUGAGGCUGAGCAGUCCAAACUUCUCAAGGCUGGCAAGAUCAGUAGAUGGACCACCGUCAUUUUGGCCCUUGCCUUCUUGGUUCUCUGGCCCAUGCCCAUGUACGGUAGCGGAUACAUUUUCAGCAAGCCCUUCUUCACCGGUUGGGUCACGAUUGGCAUCAUCUGGAUUUUCGGCUCCUUCAUUGGUGUCGGCUUGUUCCCUGUCUGGGAAAGCCGGGCCACCCUCACCAGGACAUGCAAGUACAUCUGGAAGGAUUUGACCGGAAAGAGCCACAUCAAGACCAUUCACGCCCAGGAGGCUGCUGUUGUUGGGACCCCUGGUGAUCAGACACCACCGGAAAAGGCCGGGCUCAAGGAGGAGGUCAGAUCCUCAUAA
Messenger RNA from Podospora anserina S mat+, 2079 nucleotides. RefSeq lists its product as uncharacterized. Bases 1 to 2079 code for a protein of 692 amino acids. The transcript has 3 exons. The record is from RefSeq and is a predicted model, not a curated record. Gene Ontology annotation, cellular component: plasma membrane. Gene Ontology annotation, molecular function: putrescine transmembrane transporter activity; spermidine transmembrane transporter activity; urea transmembrane transporter activity. Lineage: Eukaryota; Fungi; Ascomycota; Sordariomycetes; Sordariales; Podosporaceae. Gene Ontology annotation, biological process: urea transmembrane transport; putrescine transport; spermidine transport.